Molecule: messenger RNA, 1431 nt
Organism: Cryphonectria parasitica EP155
Lineage: Eukaryota; Fungi; Ascomycota; Sordariomycetes; Diaporthales; Cryphonectriaceae
Exons: 3
Coding region: 1-1431 (476 amino acids)
Source: RefSeq, a predicted model, not a curated record
AUGGCGUCUCCCUCACCUCAGGAGAUGAUGGCCGCGCCGCGUUCCCAGGAACAGGAGAUGUCUCCGCCCUCCAUGUGUAGGUUCUGCCAUAUGAGCUUCAACACGGACGAGGAUCUGCGAGCCCACAAGAAGGCCAAAUUCCUGGAGGAGGACAAGGAUGAGAGCACGGUGGCGGUUCAUAUCUAUUGUCACGUUUGCGACAAGGACUUCAUGACGCGUGGUGCUGCGCGUCUUCACUACUGCCAGAGUGCUGCUGCACGCUGUCAAAUGAACAUCGAGUUCGCCAGGCGCCUCACCCUGCUUGAUGAGCAGCAGGGUACGGUGAGAGUCCCAAAGGACUUCUCCUUGUUCUUGGACCAUGACUCGCAGCCACCUCCUCAGCCAGUUUGGAAGACCGAAGCCGAGAAGAAUCCAUGGACCCAGCCAAAUGCGAAGGGCUGGGGCACAGCAGAUGCCGUGUCGAAUCCUGGCGAGAUCUCAGGAAUCGCCUACCAGGACCGCCUUUGCGGAAACCGCAAUGUCCCUGACCUUCUCACGGGCGACGCGAAAAACCCACCUGGCGAGAGGCAGGCCCGCCAGAUUACUGACCACCACGACCCUGGCCACCCUCAAUUUGAUGCUGAUCGGUAUCUCAACCCCUACACCCAGAAGUAUAAAUGUCCCAAAUGCGGAGCUUCAUGCAAGACCAAGAAGAACCUGGUUCACCAUCUUCGCUCCAUCAAGCAUACGGCCAAUAUGGAAGAGAAAACCUUCAUCUGCCCGGUCUGUUAUGACCGCUUCGAGUCACGAUUUUCCCUUGCUGCCCACGUUGAGUCGCUCAGCCGGAAGUGUAGCAUUCGUGACAGCGGCAUCUACGAGAUCUUUCUAAGCCAGUUGACCUGGGAUCUCAUCGAGGUCACGGGCAGACACGACGAGGAUGGCACCCCAGUCUACGACGUCUCGGCCAAGGCGAAGGCCGAGUAUGGUGAUCCGAAGCUUGCCCAGCAGGGCUAUAGCCAACAAGCCGGCCGUGCGCCCGGUAGCCCUCCCGAUACUCCACGUCUUACGCGGGACGCCUUGGUCAAGCUUCAGCAAGAGCAUCAUGGCAUCCCGCCCGGCAUGUCGCUCAGCAGAGCGACCGACCGACAGACGUACCUAGCAGAGAUGGAUGAGCAGCUGAGCGUCAAGUACCCGGCCAUGGCUCCAUCUGCCGUCGGCCCCAGCGACCCGUUUCGAACUCAGCAGGCGGCUGCUGAGGACCCCUCCGACCAGAAUGCUGCGGCACAGGGUGCCUCCGGUCAUCGCGCCUCGCUGCAGCAGGCACAGAAAACCCAACAGCUGCCACAAGAGCAAGACAAAAAUGACUGUGGCGUGAGCCUGACGUCUGAGGCACUUGCGUUGCUCAACAUCCAGUCGGCUGGAAAGGGAGGACUCUGGGAUGCCUGGAUGUGA